CACAAAUCCACAAACACCUGCCGAGCCUGGAUCCUUCCUCUGGUCCGUGUUGUUUUCUCUUAGCAAAACUUCUAGAGACAGAAAGACAGGAAAAAGAAGGAGGCAGCAGCCAGCAGCAGAAGAGAAAGAGAAGGGAGAAGGUUAGAAUGUAGUCUGCCCUCCAUUCCCCUGCUCUGCCAUGGCUGCGGAAUUUUCUGCUUUUCCCUGAAAAGAUCCAGAUGCUGUCCUCUCCCAGCCUGGGAAGCAGAAAGCGGGACCCCCGCUGCGUGCUUUCACCUCAGCGGAGGCUGACCUCUGAAAGCCAGCAGGGCCUGGAGGGGCCAUGUCCCUCAUCUCGUGGCUCCGGUGGAAUGAGACCUCGCCACGGCUGUCACCCCGGAGCCCGGCUGAGAUGGUGCUAGAGACGCUCAUGAUGGAGCUGGCGGGGCAGAUGCGAGAGGCUGAGCGGCAGCAGCGGGAGCGCAGCCACGCGGACAGGAAGAUCUGCACCGGGGUGGACUACAGCUGGCUCGCCCGUACGCCCCGGCCCACCUAUGACCUCAGCCCCGGCGAGCGACUGCAGCUGGAGGAUGUCUGCGCCAAGAUCCACCCCUCCUACUGUGGGCCCGCCAUCCUCAGGUUCCGGCAGCUGAUGGCAGAGCAUGAGCCUGAGGUGCAGGAGGUGGCCCGGCUUUUCCGCUCAGUGCUGCAAGAGGUCCUGGAGAGGAUGAAGGAGGAAGAGGAGGCCCACAAGCUGACACGGCAGUGGAGCCUGAGGCCCCGCGGCAGCCUGGCCCUGGCUACCUUCAAGACCCGCAUGCGCAUAUACCCCUUCACCAGUGACAUCCGCACAAUCUCAGAGGAUGUGGAGCGAGACAUGCCACCACCACCCCGGACCUGGAGCAUGCCCGAGUUCCAGGUGCCGAAGGCAGACUGAGCCUGGCCACUCCUCUGACUGAGAGCUGAGCCACCUGCAAGAGGACAUAAUAGGGUCCUGGAACCUUCCCCCUCAGCCCCUGACUGGGAGGCUGAAGAGGCCCAAUCCCAAUAGACUCCUGUAAGACCAAGCAACCCCUCCAUGCCCCUCCUUUCCCCACUGGCCACAAGGUCCAGGGUCAGGGCUUGGAGCUGCGGGGGCCACCUCCUCUCACCCCUGCAUGAGUCUCUGCAGUGGCCCCUUACCUUCCUCGCAGAGUUGAGGUCUUGGCAGACAGAGGAGGGUCCCAUACCCAUCUUCUUCUAUCUGGAAGGGGGUGGGUUGCCCUGCCUUCUUGUCAAGACCUGGGUUCUGACCCCAACUUACAUCACCCCUCCUCCCUGUGUAAGGAUGAGGGGCCUGUUGGAUCUGCCCACUCUCAGUUGCAGAUUGACUGUUCUCACCACUGCAGGUGGUCACUGCAUAGGCCAUCAGAGCUGGAAGGGACCCCAGAGACUACCAGAUCCACCCCCGCCCCCCACCUAGUAAAUAAGGAAACUGGAGAGGCAGCUUCUUCCCCCUUGAACACCAACCAGCUCCCCCAUGGGCUGUGAGGUCAUUCCUGCAUGCCUACUUGCAGUCCCUGAGUCCUUGAGUCCUGGGCUAUGAAGGGACAGGUUCGAGGGCUGAGCUCCACCUGCCUGAGGUCAGAACCAUCUCUUACCCUGGCACUGGGGUGGGAGUCUAAGCUGCUCUCUAAGAAAGGUAACUGUAUGUGUGUGCGUGUGUUGGGGGGGGGGUUGUUGCCCAUUACUUUCACCCUUCAUUAUCAUCACAUGAGAUGUCGCCAGUCCCUAGCAGCUCCUUCCAAUGGACUCACUGCUCUAGAGGGUUCAGGUCUCUUCUGUAUCUGGUCUUGCCUGCUGACAUUCCUCGGGGAAAAUGAUGCCCGAACCUUUACCUGAGUCACCUGAGUGAAAUGUUCUAGAAGAGCCUCCCUAUAGCCUUCACUGUCCUACCAUUUUCCAAUACAUCUUGAUGAUGGGCAUGUGGAAUAUCCAAUGUGUGGGUCAUCCAUGGCCUAUUUGGAAGACCAGAUGCCUCCUGACACUCUGGGGCUGAAUUGGGGGGUAAGUAUGUGGCAGGAUGGGUGGGGAAACUGACUGCCCCUAACAGUCAUGAUCAAGAAAUACAAGUGUAUCUUAACAUGAGUCUAAAUAAAAUGCCAGGAAGAGGUCAAUCAACAGGGGGAAAAAUAUCCAUAUAUUCCUUAACCUAGCCCAGUGAAAAAAAAGUUACUGAUCUGAUUUUUGGAUUAUUUUCACCCAAAUUGGUUGGGGAAUUAUAGUAUGGUAGAAAACCUCUCAUCCAGCACAAGUUGCAGGAGUUGAUUGACUCAUUAACAUAAUUUGUGAUAGUCAAGAAUCAUUUAAAUAAAAAUACACCCCUUAAACAACGUACAUAUUUUAUUUUAACUUAAGACACAAAAAAAUUCACUCAGUUGGCAAACGUGUGAUGGCGGUCCGAGCUGCAUACACUUUUUUGUUAAUACGGGUUGUCUGAUCAGGGAAUUCUACACUUACUCUUUAUUGGUUUGCAUGUGCUGUGAAUUAAUCAUAGCAAUAAGAACAACUGGUAUAAACAAGUUUCGGAACAGACAGAAGCAACCCUUGGUAAGCAGACAACUUGGCUGAUGGGAGCUAAAGUGCUGGAGAGAACUAGAAAAGGACCUACUAGCCGUGAGCUUCCAGGGUGCCCUGGACAUGGGUCAGCAUGUUUUUCAGAGGGCAUGGAAUGUCAUGGUUAGCCUGGCAGGCACGUUCAGAGGACUGGAAAAGAGAAUGUCUACUGUUUCCCUCUUUCCUGCCACCCUCAUGUACCUAUUUCCACCAUAAAAGAAAAAAAGAAAGAAAACCCGAGGCACUCAACGUGGUGUUCUUUUUAAAUUUAAGAACUGGGCAGUGCAGGAAAGCCUUCCCUGCCAUUGUUGUGUGACACAGACAAGCUCUGCCAAUCUCAGUCCUGACAGGCAGAACCCACCAGCCCUUCUCAGACACUGGUGGUCCUGCAAACAGGUGAGUCCAGAAAUUGUUCCUCUGGAUUUGGAAUGUCAAGAGGAGCAAUGAUGUCUGCUUCAAUUUCUAUUUUUAAAAACUGAAUAACAAUAAAUAAAUACUUUUUUCCUUUAGAAGAAAGUUUGAGAUCCUCCUUGUGAGUUUCUGGUGAGUGGCUGGUGUUUGGUGAUGGCUGGGGGGGUAUCACUCCAGCAUCCUCAAGAUGCUGACAGGGGAGGGUGCAUGCAGCUCAACACCACUCACCA
Messenger RNA from Choloepus didactylus (southern two-toed sloth), 3215 nucleotides. It is a transcript of the gene RD3, whose product is annotated as retinal degeneration 3, GUCY2D regulator. The transcript has 3 exons. NCBI's taxonomy places the organism in Eukaryota, Metazoa, Chordata, Mammalia, Pilosa, Megalonychidae. Bases 323 to 916 code for a protein of 197 amino acids. The record is from RefSeq and is a predicted model, not a curated record.